GUGCGAGUCCCUGCGGGCACCGACCGCGCUCCCGCCGCGCCCCGCACAGCCGCCCCUCGCCGGCGCCACUCGGGGGGGGCUGUUUUUGUUUUGUUGGUUUUUUUUUUUUCCUCCCCCUCUCCCCCCCAUUUUUAAAUUUUCCUCCCGCUUUCCCUCCGCUCCCGGCACUUCCGGCUGGUUUCCCGGCGGUUUCCGGGUGAGCGACUCCUUUGGCGGCGGGGGCGAUGCUGGAGGCGGCGGCGGCGGGGGCCGCUCCGGGCGGCGCGGAGCAACGCGGGAGCCGCUUCAGCGUCCUGACGUGGGAGCAGGUGCAGCGCCUGGACCAGAUCCUGGGGGAGGCCGUGCCCAUCCACGGCCGCGGCAACUUCCCCACGCUGUCGGUGCGGCCGCGCACCAUCGUGCAGGUUGUCCGUAGCCGUCUGGAGAAGAAAGGAAUCACAGUCCACAACGUCAGGCUGAAUGGCUCAGCAGCCAGCCACGUCCUGCACCAGGACAGCGGCUUGGGCUACAAGGACCUGGACCUCAUUUUCGGGGUGGAUCUGAAGACCGAAGACGUUUUCCAGUUGGUUAAAGACGUGGUCAUGGAUUGCCUGCUCGACUUCCUCCCCGAAGGCGUCAACAAGGACAAGAUCACGCCCAUGACGCUGAAGGAGGCCUAUGUGCAGAAGCUGGUGAAGGUGUGCAACGAGACCGACCGCUGGAGCCUCAUCUCGCUCUCCAACAACAGCGGCAAGAACGUGGAGCUCAAGUUCGUGGACUCUCUGCGGCGCCAGUUCGAGUUCAGCGUGGACUCCUUCCAGAUCAUCCUGGACUCGCUGCUGCUCUUCGGGGAGUGCUCGGAGAACCCCAUGGCCGAGAACUUCCACCCCACGGUCACCGGGGAGAGCAUGUACGGGGACUUCGAGGAGGCCAUGGAGCACCUGCGCAGCCGCGUCAUCGCCACCAGGAACCCCGAGGAGAUCCGCGGCGGGGGGCUCCUCAAGUACUGCAACCUCCUGGUCAGGGGCUUCAAGCCCAAGUCGGAGGUGGAUAUGAAGGCGCUGCAGAGGUACAUGUGCUCCAGGUUUUUCAUAGACUUCUCUGACAUCGGCGAGCAGCUGAGGAAGCUGGAGUGUUACCUGCAGAGCCACUUUGUGGGCAUGGAGAGCAACAGAUAUGACUAUUUGAUGACCCUGCACAGGGUGGUCAACGAGAGCACGGUCUGCCUCAUGGGACACGAGAGGAGGCAGACCCUGAACCUCAUUGCCAUGCUGGCUGUGAGGGUCCUGGCUGAGCAGAACAUCAUCCCCACCGUCACAAACGUUACCUGCUACUACCAGCCAGCCCCUUAUGUCAGUGAAAUAAACUUCAACUACUACGUGACCCACGUGCAGCCCUUCCUGCCUUGCAAUCAGUCUUACCCCACGUGGCUUCCCUGUAACUGAGCCAGGACGAGCUCCAGGGUCUGUCCUCCAAGGUAUUUCCUUGCCUUGGGGGGUGGUGGGUGGGGAGCGGGGGAGCAAAAUAAAACCGACCGACCUUCCUAGGACUGCAACGAAAGGAAAACUUCCUGGACUCUUGCUCGAGCGUCUCGUUCCUGGGGUUGUUGGAACGAGACUUGUCUGCUGUACACUGUGAUGGGAAGUGCAGUGUUCCGGAAACGACUCCCGAUGGGAUUGUGGAGGCAGUGGGGUGGGUGGGGGUGUGUGAGGGGAGACUGUAGAAUUACGCUAAGGUAGAGCUGCACUGCCCUGAAAUGGAUCUGAAUUGUGGUGGUUUGUAUUUUUUUUUUGUUGUUUUUUUUUUGGGGGGGGGGGUUGUUUUGGUUUUUUUUUUUUGUUGUUUUGUUUUUUUGUUUUGUUUUUUUUUUAGUGCAGGAGAUGUUAUGGGUGUGCAAACUUGUGGUUUCUGCCGAGAGAAGCCAGAGUGGCUAAUUCCUUUGAAGGACCAAAGAAUCCUGUUUAAGUGCCUGUAACAAUAUAAACACAACUGUACUGUAAACCUAUAUUAUUUUUUCGCAGGGCCUGACGGCCCAAAGCUUGAGUGGGGGAAUGUCUGAAGAGGAAAAUGUUUCUGUCGUGGGUGGGGAGGGUCUCAAGAUCAUUUCUUAUCCUGGCUGAGGCCAGAGCAGGUUCUGUGUCUGGGCACGGCUUGCUGCCUGUGAAGGACCAGCAGGUGCAAAGAGCUGCCAAAGUGGGGCUGCAGGGCCCUGGGGGGAUUGGAAUGGCUCUGUGGAAAUCCCAAAACUGGGAACCCUGGGGAGGGGGGGAAAUGCUGUGCAGAGCUUGCUGGAGAAAAGGCGGCAGGGACCUACGCAUGGAUUUCUUCAAGCUCCCGAAUCUGCAGUGCCAAAAUAUAGUUGAGUUCUUAAAUGAUGAGGCAGAUGAUUUGUCCAGGAGCCUGCCCCAGGCUGCCAUACCUAAUCCUGUAUUUUCUAGGGGAAUUUGAAAUGCUGCUCUUCCGAUUUCUCUUUUUUUUUUUCAUUUUUGACAUGCAGUGUGAUUUUAAUGCACAAAGCCAGAGGCCAGCUGGGCCAUCGGGGAAGGUGAGGCCUGUCCCUUUGAAGCACAAACCAUCCAGGUCACUGGUCAGUCAUUUCCAGCUGUCGCUGUGUCCUCCAGGGAGGUGGACAGACCUCCUCCACACUGGAGAUCAUCCCUUGGGCAGGUCCUAUCUCCAAAGCAGCCUAUUCCCAGCUCUGUGAGCCACUGACAGCAUUUGAAAUUCAUUCUCUAGCUAGAAAUGGAGCCUGGGGGAGGAAAGGGGGGGUGGAGAAGUUAGUUGGCCUUAGGGAAAAAAAAAAAAAAAAAGUUAUUUUUAAGCAGCCCCUCUCGUGUUUUGGGGGUUUGGCUCUCUCAGUCCCAUGUGGCUUUGAAGCCGUUGGGUGUCCGGAGCGCCAAAGUUUUUCACGGAGGUGCCUGGAUUGGCUGCCCGCAGGUUCUCGGAUUUCAGUGUGCAGGGAGGGAGAGGCGGGCAGGCUGCAGGCAUUCCCUAGGGAUGCUGCUCCGGGAGCACCGCGGCUUCCUGGUGCUUCCUCCGAGGCUGACGGGCUCGAGUGUCUUUACUACUAACUCGUGGGAUUUUUUUUUUUGGGGGGGGGGGUGUUUGUUUCGUUUUGGUUUUUUGUGACAAAACUGUAAUAGCCGGGCAGAUCGAAAUAAAGACUAGAUC
Hirundo rustica (Barn swallow) is the source of this 3150-nucleotide messenger RNA. RefSeq names its product terminal nucleotidyltransferase 5B (gene TENT5B). Gene Ontology annotation, biological process: mRNA stabilization. The record is from RefSeq and is a predicted model, not a curated record. Bases 225 to 1424 code for a protein of 399 amino acids. The transcript is spliced from 2 exons. Lineage: Eukaryota; Metazoa; Chordata; Aves; Passeriformes; Hirundinidae. Gene Ontology annotation, molecular function: poly(A) RNA polymerase activity; RNA binding.